AUGAAGGGAAAUUCCCGUUCACUGAAGGUACCUGUUCAUAGUCCCGAUCGGAUAUACGGCUUGAGGUGGGCCAUUGAGGUUUUUCAAUCAUUUGGGGGCCCCUCUCUACAUGAGGGAAAUAAAAAAGAAAUCCAUCUCAAUGAGGAAAUUUCCCUAAAGCACAAAAAGGAAGUUGGCACCUCCGAGGUCCGAGUCAAGCAGUCUCCGAUGCCGGUUCAGGCAAUCAGCACGUCCGUCUGGGCUGGUUACUUCCGUUAUCCGUUCAACUUGUUCCUCGGUAUCAAUAUGGAAAGCGCUACCUCAGUUAACCUGGAGAAAAUAUUUUUCCGCUGUCCCCUCAAAGAAGUGGACAAGUGUGACGAUAGCCAGCCAGGCAGCAAGCAAACCUCUAGCGGCUGGCCAAUGAUCGGCCAGCGCCGCCAGACCCGAUCCAUUCUGGUCCCUUUGGACUGCGUCAAUAAUCCCAAGAAAAUGAAAAAAAGAAAUCCAUGGGGACUAGACUAA
Aspergillus niger is the source of this 504-nucleotide messenger RNA. RefSeq lists its product as hypothetical. Lineage: Eukaryota; Fungi; Ascomycota; Eurotiomycetes; Eurotiales; Aspergillaceae. Bases 1 to 504 code for a protein of 167 amino acids. The transcript is spliced from 5 exons. The record is from RefSeq and is a predicted model, not a curated record.